GUCGGAUUUAAUAGCCAUUGCGUCGAUAUCUCUUUGUUCGUCAUUAAAAUGGGUUAUUGCAAAACGUAAAUCAUUCAUGCAAGGAAAUAUAAAUGUAAAUUCACGAUAUAAUUCACAUGAAGCACAUGUAACCACAGGAUCUACGCUUUUUAGCCAGAAUAUACGUACGGAUAAGAGAAAGGAAGCACCACAUGAAGCUACAGGAUCUUUAUUUGUUAGUAGGAAUAUACGUGCGAAUAAGAAAAAGAAAGCGACGCAUGAAACAAAUGAAAUCACAGAAUCUUCACAUACAAUUAAGAUUGAAGAAACACCUCGUGAAAUCAAUCAAAUCACAGGGUCUUCAGUUUUUAGUAUGAAUAAACAUGCGAUUAAGAUAGAAGAAACGCCUCGUGAAAUCAAUGAAUUCACGGGGUCUUCGCCUUUUAGUAUGAAUGCACAUUCGAUUAAGAGAGAAGAAACGACGCAUGAAAUCACAGGAUCCUCGCUUUUUAAUAGGAAUAUACAUGCGAUUAAGAGAGAAGAAACGACGCAUGAACGAAAUGAAAUCACAAGACCUUCGCUUUUUAGUAGGAAUACGCAUACGAUUAAGAAAGAAUCGCCACAUGAAAUAAAUGAAAUCAUGGGAUCUUCACUUUUUAGUAAGAAUAUACAUGCGAUUAAAAGAGAAGAAACGCCACAUAAAACAAAUGAAAUCACAGGACCUUCAUUUGUUAGUGGGAAU
This is a messenger RNA of Cetraspora pellucida, 721 nucleotides long. The record is from the annotation of a GenBank genome assembly. Lineage: Eukaryota; Fungi; Glomeromycota; Glomeromycetes; Diversisporales; Gigasporaceae.